CUAAAAUCCGUGUUCCUGUUUACUAUGUAGACGAUGCCGUCGCGGGAACGAUUUUAUGCGAACCCGGAGACACUAUGAGCAUGGUUGGAUCGCAUGCGAUGGCUGCUGCACGCGCCCUUGUUAACAGGGAAACUGGCAUCGAUAUAUUGGGUCCCAAGCCCAAGCCCGACAAGGCCACUCCUGACAAGACUACGCCCAAACCUAGUAAGAGGAAGUCCGGCAAGACCAAUACUAACAAGAACAAGAGCAAACCCGACCAGGGCAAUCCAGACAAGACCAAACCUGGCAAGGUUCAUCCCGACAAGGAGACUGAUGAGGAAUAUCAAGACAAGGUUAACAGCAAUCUCCGCUUGCGCUUGUUCCAAAUUCGCGAGGUCGAUGAAAACACGCAGCUGGUUGAUAUGCCUGAGGGGGGGAGGGGAACAGGACUAGUGGUACUGGGAAUCAACUCACAUCUCACGAGCCCGUUGCGCGAGGAACAUUCACGUGUCCUUCAAGAAGAAGUUAUCACCGAGAGCCAGGGCGAGGUUGUUGGAGCUUCAUCCCCCAAUACAGACGGCCAGAUAGGCGACGAACAAGCCAGUACACCUCCAGACUUUCGGAGUGAGCUGGCGGCCGUGGAAGCUCGAUUUCUGCAGAUGAUUGCCGACUUCAAAGGAGAGAUAGAGGCGGGUAUGGAAAGGCACAAACGGGAGAGAAAGGCAGACAUGGAAAGGCACAAACGGGAGAGAGAGGCAGACAUGGAAAGGCACCAGCAGGAGAUCGAGGCGGUUGCGAAAAAGCAGAAAGAGACGGAACUGCAAAUCAGUCAACUGCAGGCCCAUGUGCGGAAACUGGAGGUGCGAGAGGAGCAAGCGUUCAACUUGAAUUUGCGGAUCACACACGAUAUGGGUCGCAAGGCGCUGGCCGUCCUAAUCGACCCAACUUCGCACAACCGAUGGCAGUCAUGGCAGGACUUCGUGGAUGCAUAUCCCGAAAGCGACGUUCACAAAGCCUUGCCGCCCAAGUCGCCUUGGAUUGAGGUCCUGCCCUUCUUAUAUCGCCCGGAAAAAUUCGGCGACUUCCGUAAGGCUGGGUCGAUUGCGGCCCGCCAGAGCGAAGAAGCCGAACUAGCUCGCGCUAUCAUGACACUUCCGGAUGGUGCAGAGCGUCGGAACUUUGCGGCCGUGCACCACCUCUUGCAUGGCAAGGAACCCGACCUCACGCUGAUGUAGGACAUUGCUGCCUCGUUCCAUACACUGCAUUUGUACUGCCAUCCAACACUACCCAGCGCAUACCGUAUGCGUAGAUUACCAGGAACACAGACUUAGCUCAGCUCAACUUGUAUUUCGAGCGCUUACGUCCUAUAUUUAUG
This is a messenger RNA of Dacryopinax primogenitus, 1354 nucleotides long. RefSeq lists its product as uncharacterized. The transcript has 4 exons. Lineage: Eukaryota; Fungi; Basidiomycota; Dacrymycetes; Dacrymycetales; Dacrymycetaceae. The annotation marks the transcript as partial. The record is from RefSeq and is a predicted model, not a curated record.